Molecule: messenger RNA, 1085 nt
Organism: Suillus subalutaceus
Lineage: Eukaryota; Fungi; Basidiomycota; Agaricomycetes; Boletales; Suillaceae
Product: cyclin-domain-containing protein
Exons: 5
Coding region: 107-850 (247 amino acids)
Biological process (GO): regulation of cyclin-dependent protein serine/threonine kinase activity
Cellular component (GO): cyclin-dependent protein kinase holoenzyme complex; nucleus
Molecular function (GO): cyclin-dependent protein serine/threonine kinase regulator activity; protein kinase binding
Source: RefSeq, a predicted model, not a curated record
AUUUCAUCUUGAAGCACUUCUUUCUAGAAUUCGAACUGUCUUAGAGCUUCUCAGACCCGAUAAUUCUUUGAUUCUAUUCCAUUAGGAGCGGCAAUGGGUGCACAGUAUGCACUCAUCGACGAGGGUCACGUUGCCCGCUGCAUUUGAGGUCGCCGAGAUAGAUAAUCUUGCUCUUCUCAUAGCUAAUAUGCUUGAACGAUUGAUCGCUCAUAAUGACAAGAUCCCACUUCUACCCGAGAGCCUCACCCGAUUUCACUCGAGAACCGUACCAAACAUCAGCGUCCUCGAUUAUCUCCGACGCAUAAUCAAAUGGACAAAAGUCGAGAAAGCAUGCCUCCUCCUCACCCUACACUACGUCGACCAAAUCUGCGCCCGCAUGCCCCUCUUCACCCUCUCCUCCCUCACCUGCCACCGCUUCAUCAUCGCAUCCAUCACAGUCUGCAGUAAAGGCCUCUGCGACUCCUUCUGCACAAACGCCCUCUACGCCCGCGUAGGCGGCAUCCCCGUCCCAGAACUAAACGUCCUCGAACGCGAAUUCCUUCUUGCAAUAGACUGGCGCUUAAUGUGCACUCGAGAAGUCCUUCAGGAAUAUUACAUCAACCUCAUUAGGACGGAUAGCUCGGGCCGCUUUGCAUUGGAAUCGGAGGUGGAGGAUAGUGAUAUGGAUACUAGUAGCGUCUCGUCUCGCUCGGCGUCCCCUAUGGACACCCAAGUCCGCCAUGGCCCGUCGUUUAGCCUCUUAGGCACCCGCGAGUCUUCGAGCGUUAUGGGAGACACUUCGACGCUCCCUACUAUCGAACAGAACAUGGCGUUUGCUGCUUUGCAGCAUUCGUUGAAGAAGCCCCCAUAGGCAUUAGGAGUUUGGCUUUUUUGUUCUGCGUACCGAUGGCACGCACUCUCGGCGACAGUUUCGUCACCGGUCUUAUCAUCUCGCGUCAUAGAUUGACAUUUAGUAGUCAUCCACCGGCACGCGUCAACUUUCACCCCCCUCUCACGCUCCUUUCCCUCGGCGUUUUCCCAAGUUUUCCUUGUCCUGCAUACAUACAUAUACACGUGGCGCACAAAAAAAUCAUCGAAUUGUAACC